CCAUCUCUAGUCAUAAUACAUCAGUGCGCCGCUUUGUCUUCCGAGAUGAGGGCGCAUUGUAGAUAAUAGUAAGGUCGCGGUGAAAUUAAAAGACGAUAUUUGUUAAAUUUUAAUUCCUUUAACGUCAUAAUAAGCAACCAAAAAGAUGUGGAAAUUUGUAACUCGUGGUAUUCGUGAAACUCUAGAACGUCGUACAUGUCGUACAAAUGUUUAUUCGCAAACGUCCCAAGAUAAUAACCCUAAAAAUGAGGUUAAAACUAAUUUGACGUGCAAUCACAAGUUCCUGGCGCCAAGCUUCUCGGCUUUUAAUAAAGAAUUUUGUGGGUCAGCAAAAACUGAUGAUGCUAAUGACAACAAUCACGAUUCCAAGUGGAAUACAAAAUAUACUUGGUCGGAUGCUGUCGGAUGGACCAGUGUAUUAACUGUUGGAUGGAUGGUAUGUCAAACGGUGUGUCUUCGCAGAAGACUUUUCGGGAAGGAAAAGAGUGAAUCUUUACAAAGCAAGCUAUCUCAAUUUUCAGAAGCACGUUUUAGUUACUUAUUUGGUCAAGUAUUGAAUUUAAAGUCAAAACAUAUUCUACCUGUUACUAACUGUGUUGGAAACAAUAACAAAAAGUACGUACAAGAGGAUUCAGAGGUAGAGUGGAAAGCAGAUGAGCCAUUCGGACCAAUCACUAUCGAAGAGGCUCUCAAAGAAGCUACAGAUGAAUUUGCCAAUGUUCAUAAAUUGGCUAUGGGUGAAUAUGAACUUCGUUAUGGCCUAAAAGCUUUAGAAGAAAAACGUUAUACGGAUGCAAUAAAACAUUUUGCUACUGGUGCCAAACUAUCAUCUACUGCUAGUAUGUUCAAUUUGGGGUUGUGUUAUGAAUUAGGGCUUGGAACAUUGAUCGAUCAUGCAAAGGCUGCAAAAUAUUACAAUGAUGCAGCAGAACAAGGUCAUGCAGAUGCCAUAUAUAAUUUAGGAGUAUUUUAUGCUCAAGGCAGAGGUGGUUUAUCAGUAGAUGUUGCUAAAGCUCGUAGUUACUUUACUAAAGCGGCAACAUUAGGUCAAAAUCAAGCGCAGUAUGCACUUGAUUUAGAACAACGUUAUUAUCAAUCUAAAGAGAAAGAAAAUAAUAUAACCUACGCAGAUAAACGUGAAUUUACUGUAAAUUAUAUACAAAAUAGUAAGAAUGUAAAACACAUUCUUAAAAAGUUAAUCAAUUACAAUAAUCCGUUAAAUACACAUUUAAGCGUAGAAUCUUUAGAAAAUUCGGAUUAUAAUCAAGUUGGAAUAGAAACUAAGAGUCCAACAGAAGUAUUCUUAGAUAUACUUGGUUUAAAUAAACCAAAUAUAUUGUCUGUACCGGUGAGGUCAAAUUGUACUGUGCCAUGUUAAAGUGCAAGAAAUAAUUGGAAGUGAAAAUAUAAAUUAUAUAAUUACGAAUUAUCAAUGUUUAUAAGUAAAAAUAAAAGCUAUAUUUCAUAUUCUCACUUCUAUAAUUAUUAAUUGUAUGACAAGAUCUAUUGAACUCGAACAGUAUUUUUACAAAACUAUUUAUUGUUUGUUAUAGUAUACUUGUAAAUAAUUGCUUUUAAAAAUAUUCCCGAAACAAUAUUGUGAUGUAAGGUAGUAUAUAGAAUUUCAUUUUUAUACCCAAUGAAAAUAGAUCUUGUUUCAUUCAAACAAAUUCACAUUCUUUUCGUAAAUAAAUAUAUCAUGAUUUGUACACAUUAUUAUCUUUGGUAAGAUAUGUAGUGGGUACAAAGGUACCAAUUUUAAUAGUGAUUUAAAUUUAAACAGUUCCAAAAUAAAUUGGAUUGCACUGUGAUGAAUACAUAGUUUAUGUAUAUGUUGGGGGGAAUGAGUGAAAAAGUUCAACUGUGGUUCACCAAGACCAUUUAUAUCUAUAAUUUUUAUUUAUACGUUUUUCCACUACUCGUGCAAGUUUUAUAAUUUAAUCCUAAAUAGAUACUUCUUACAAACUUCCCUUACGAAUAACU
Colletes gigas is the source of this 1983-nucleotide messenger RNA. RefSeq lists its product as uncharacterized. The coding region runs from base 146 to 1378 and encodes 410 amino acids. Gene Ontology annotation, molecular function: protein binding. The transcript has 4 exons. The record is from RefSeq and is a predicted model, not a curated record. Lineage: Eukaryota; Metazoa; Arthropoda; Insecta; Hymenoptera; Colletidae.